This is a messenger RNA of Candidozyma haemuli, 453 nucleotides long. RefSeq lists its product as uncharacterized. The record is from RefSeq and is a predicted model, not a curated record. Bases 1 to 453 code for a protein of 150 amino acids. The transcript has a single exon. Gene Ontology annotation, biological process: late endosome to vacuole transport via multivesicular body sorting pathway. Gene Ontology annotation, cellular component: Vps55/Vps68 complex; endosome. NCBI's taxonomy places the organism in Eukaryota, Fungi, Ascomycota, Pichiomycetes, Serinales, Metschnikowiaceae.
AUGAACCUGACGACCGAGUUUCGAAAUAACCCAUUGAACAAGAUCGUGGGUCUUUCUGUCGUUCUAUCGAUGGGCUUUCUUCUUGUCAUUCUUGCAGGCAUUUACGGGAACUGGUUUCCUAUCAUCAAUGGCCUUAUCUUUGCUGUCGCCUACCUUCCUGCUGUCAUAACCAGAGCAGCUUUUGAUAAGAGUGACUAUGACUUCAAUUUCGAUCCCCAGACGUCUUCUCAUACGCUGGCGGUUCAAGAGGCCGGCAAGUUCCUCACAGGGUUCUUGGUGCUUACAGGGUUCUCGUUACCAAUUCUCUUACAUCACUCAUUGAUCUUGACGAAAACAGCACUGGUGUUGACCAUUAUUGGCGGAGGAUUGAUUUUUGGUACAGUGUACACUUUCAGCCAGGCGUUUGACCAGCCCGAGGAAGAAAAUGACGACCUCGGAGGCGGAGUGAUAUAA